GUGCUUUUGAAUCGUCUCACUUUCUUGAUCAAGCCUCUCUUUCGUAGCAAAUCGUGUCAGCCAGUUGCUAGGUCAUGGCUAAAGCCAAGGAGAACAAGGCGAACAAAACUCAGAAUGGUGAUGAUGCCCCUGUGGCUCCUGGUUCUAUCUCGGAGGCCCCUAAGGAUGGCGAAGGACCUGUGCUCACAGUCAUCACGAAGAGGUUGCGGGCUGCCAACAAGAAGCUCAAGCGCGUUGAGGAGAUCGAAAGCGCAAGGGCGGCCGGGAAGACGCUCAAUGCUGAUCAGGAAGAGGUGCUGCGGGGGAAGGCCAAGGUGCUUGGGACCAUUGAGGAGCUGGAGAGGUUGACUCCCCUGCUGAAGGAGGCUCUUCAGGAGGAGCGGUCAUCCCUCGAAGCAGCUGCCCAGAGCGCCGCAGAGAAGUUUGCUCGUGCGGUUGCCGAGCAAGAAGCUGCCAGUAAGAUUGAUGCUCUUGAAGAGGCCAAGGCUGCGACAGAGCGUUCUGCAGCAGCGGCGCAGGCAGAGGCAGCGGAGGCAAAGCAGCAACUGGCAGAACUCCAAGCUGCACCGAGUGGGGAAGGAGUGGACAGCGCUGUCACUCGCCUCCUCCAGCUCAUCUACUUUGCAAUGCUUUUUCUGGACGAUGGCUCUCACCAGCACCAGUCGGAGCGCAGUGCAUGCCGAUCCUAUGACUACGAUGACGAGGGCAAUCCGGAUGCUGUCCUGUCCUCCAACGACCUGACCCUCAUCUCUCAGCUGGGCCAGCUCAUCAUCCAGCGCUCUCCAAACCAGACUUUGUGUCAUCAGGACUCACUGGCACACUGCAAGGAGCUGGCGACAAAAUUCCUGGAAAGGUCGGAAGAGCUGCUGCCUCUGCUGAAUACCAGUGCUGCAUAUGUUGCGGAGCGUCUGGAGCGCGUGCUGAGCCUGGGGUACAUCACAGUCGUGCCUCAGGUGGUGCAGCUGCCAACAGACCCGGUGCAGCAGCCAGAUGCCAGUUCAGGCAUCAUUGGCAACGGCAUGUAUGCUGCCCACGACGAGCCGAUCUAUUCUGCUCCUGACGUGCAGCCCCUCAACUCUGCACCCCUCGUCACCGGAUUCUCGUCUGCCCCUGCUGAGUACAAGGAGUCCCAGGCCAACUACUUCCCCAUGAACCAGGACGCUGUCUUUGCCCCGCUGAUGGACGCUUCACCUGCACCCCCCGUCGACCAGGGCGCCCACUACCCCACCGACGCCGCCAACCAGGCCCAUCAGCUGAACUUCAUGACCGAGAGCAAGGUGCUGGACAGCGCGCCCUCCGGCCACACAGACACCCUGCCCGCACCCGUCGAGCCUGUCGCCGCGCCGCAGGCAUCCAUGCCCCAGCUGGAGGCGGCCAACGGCUACCCAGUGCAGCAGGCGCCCAAUGGCGUCCCGGAGCCCCGCAGCGACCGCCCGGGCCCGGGCCAGAACCGCGGCGGCCGCGGCGGCUCGUACCGCGGCGGGCCCCCCCGGGAAGCGCGCGGUGGCCGGGGUCCCCCCCGCGGCGGCCGCGGUGGACCCCCCUCCGGCCGCGGGAGCGGCGACCUGGGGCCGCGCGGAUCUGGCGAGCCCUCCCGGGGCGGCCGCGGCGGACGCGGCGGCAACCGUGGCCGCGGCCGAGGCCCUCCGGGCGGCCCCCAGCCGACCUACGCCGCUGUCUGA
Molecule: messenger RNA, 1682 nt
Organism: Coccomyxa subellipsoidea C-169
Lineage: Eukaryota; Viridiplantae; Chlorophyta; Trebouxiophyceae; Coccomyxaceae
Exons: 9
Coding region: 75-1682 (535 amino acids)
Source: RefSeq, a predicted model, not a curated record